Molecule: messenger RNA, 7524 nt
Organism: Dunckerocampus dactyliophorus (ringed pipefish)
Lineage: Eukaryota; Metazoa; Chordata; Actinopteri; Syngnathiformes; Syngnathidae
Gene: shroom3
Product: shroom family member 3
Exons: 23
Coding region: 928-6222 (1764 amino acids)
Biological process (GO): actin filament organization
Cellular component (GO): apical plasma membrane; cortical actin cytoskeleton; adherens junction
Molecular function (GO): actin filament binding
Source: RefSeq, a predicted model, not a curated record
AUUCAUAUUACUCCAAAACACGCAUGCAAUUAAAUUCGAGUUCAAGUCAAAUAGUAUCAAAAUAAUUUCACACAAAUUUUACAAAAGACCGAAAAAAUAAGCCAGUAGGACUAAAUACAGCCUGGUUGGCUGGCCCCGCCAACAAGGUCCCUUAUUUAUUUUUGAAGGAGUUGAAAACCCUAUCUGUAAAUAGUAUAAAGAAUUUUAACUGUUGUACCCUUAAGGAAAUUACUCCCCCUUCUCUUUACUUUUUUACAUACUGACACUCGUUCUCUAACAACUCUUAUCUUCCUCCAUCCCUCUGUUACUCAUUCUCCCUCAGUAUCUCUCGCCUCCCUUCCUCUUCUCUCUCACUCCUUUUUCAGUGUCUCGCUCUCUUAGGACAACAUUCAUCGCUACCUUCAGGCCAGACUGGGAAUGUUUACUUCAUGCUUUUAAAAUGCGGCAGCCUAAUGACUCGUAAUUGCUUCAUUUGCUUAACAAGCUCAGGGUCAGGGGCCAAAGCAGCGUGAUUCUCUCCGGCACUCCAGUAGCAGACUAGAAGUAGUAGAGUUUGGAUGUGCGGGGGAUUUCUAUUUAGUUUGGCUUGAUUGUAGAAAUAGACAAAUAUAGGAGAGCAGAGAUUGCAUAUUUAAGGCACAAAAAGGAAUGUAAGGUGAAGCUUAACAAAAUUCUACGGCUCAAAAGCCUGCAGAAAAGUUCAUUUCAAGGAGGACAAAGAGCAUUUGAGCUUAUGUAAAGGAGCCCUCACGGAUACAAUUUCAACAGAAAUUGAUAUCAGAUAUGUUUUAAAAAGGCUGAACCAGACGAGCGUGAUUGCUCACCGCUCUGGGACUUUAAAAGACCGCAAGAAGCAACGUGAGACUUUCAGCUGAGAAUUGAGGCAUUUGAAUAUCAACACCAAAAAGUGGAUUUUGGAUUGAGACCAUGGAGUUGUUGGAGUUGUUCUACCGUAGGAAACUCCGCAGGAAGCAGAAAAAAGCGGAGCUCCACCGCUCCGAUGGCGCGCUUUGUCGCUCGCCGGAAGAGGCCAAUGUCAACACCCUGGCGACCGGCUUCAUCUCCAAAGUCCUCAGAUUCACCUCCAGACGCAGUGAGCCUUCCUCUCGUCCUCACUCGUGGCAUUCAACAAAGCUUGGUGAAGGUCAGCAGGACUCAGAGCAGGAAGGAAUGGACACUAUGAGCAGUGCCUGGCACCACAACUACCACGCAAGUGCCUCCACCACAGACCUCGCUGGUGAUUUUCAGUCUGAUGGCGGCUGUCUGAGGAAGAGUCCGGACCAAUACAGCUCAAGAGGCAGCAUGGAGAGCCUGGAUCCUCCUCAGUCUGGACACCUCCAGCACCACCACGCGCUGGGCCAGCACCCCCACAGCGGGCCACACCCUGCCUACUCCUCCUGCCAACAGCUGUCCUCUGCCAGGUCGUCCAACAGCAUUGAUCACCUCCACAGCAAACGAGACUCUGCAUACUCCUCCUUUUCCACUAGCUCCAGUAUUCCAGAGUACCUUGCUUCUGCGCCGACCUUUUGUCCCGAGCGUUCCUAUUCUCUGGAUACCGUCCCUCAGAAAGGAGGAAGCGGAGAGAUGCAACAAGCUGACGUUCAUUACAUCCGCACGGUUUACAAUACCCAGCAGGAACUUGCUCAGGAGCAGGAACUGACAUCUACACCGACUUUGUCGCUACGCAACAGUGACUCCAGAAGUGCGGGAGGAGAGAAGGGAGGGCAAAGCAGAGAUCCGCAAGGAGGUGGGGUCUGCUACCGUGGCAGCGGCAGUGGCAGGAUCAGUGGUGCACCGGCUGCAAACAGGCACAGUGUGGGUCCAAUAUGGGCACCUGGGACCAGUCACAGCUCAUAUGAGAACCUGAGAGGGGUACCUGCUCCACCAAGGCGCAGCGAUAGCUAUGCAGCUAUCAAGAACCACGAGAGACCCAACUCUUGGUCCAGUGUGGAUCAUUUCCGCUCAGCUAACAGGUCUCUGCAGAAAAGUUCCUGGCAUCACUCCAGUGGCCCAGUGGCAGCUAAAGGCUUGUACACCACUGAGGGCCAGCUCCACACAGUCAUAGAGAAGAGCCCAGAAAGCAGCCCCACCACAAAGCCCAGACAGGGCUUUCCUCCACCAGGUUCACCUUCUGUACCUUCCACAGGUCCUGUAAGCCCUGCUCCCCAGUCAGGACGCCUCAUUCUGCCCACAGGAAUAUACCCUGUACCCCAACCCGAGCCACAAUAUGCACAGAUACCUACUUUAAGCCCCGUGUCACCCACCUCUGGAGUUUACACCGCUCUGGCCAAGGACAACACCCGGAAGGAAAAUCUGCAAAAUGUCAGAGGACAGGAAGAAGAAGCCACAGAGCAAUGGAGGGACGGAAUACAACCAUCUAGCGAAAAUGGAGACCAAUUCAACACUAUGUCACCGUACCCCCACACCCCUUCUUCAACAACACAGAUCAAAAGAAUACAUGAGUCAGACAGUCACAGAUCAAUGGACCAAUCUGACGCUCAACCAGAACCAGUGGUUUCUACCAGAGUGGCACAGGGACAGGUGCCACCUUCCGAUUCACCAGUUCACCCUCAGCUUCAGCACCCCUCCUCCUCUCAGGUCUCUCCCCGUCACUACAGUGACUCAGCAGUAGUUCAUUACCAUCACUGGAACCAGAAAGAGCUGGACAAAGACAAAGAACACCCGCUGACCCGUCUGGAGAACGCUCUCGUAGAGGUCCAACAACACACUGGCCCUAGCGGUGUUGUCUCUGUCAGUAGCUAUGACAACAGUGCAUCGGGUGAGGGCAUGCAGGGACCCACACGGAGUCUCUCUGUGCUGGAGAGGGUCAGCCGCUUUGAGCAUCGUGAACGUGCAGGAAAACAACGCAGUCAAAGCGUCAGUCACCACAAGACCUUUCAUUGGAAUCAGACCACUGACAAAGCCUAUAGUGCCCCCCGUGGAGCAGAGGACCUCAGAAGCAUGCUUGAAAGAAGCACCAAAGCCCAUAGAACUAUGAGUUACAGAGGAGGCCGCAUCAACUGUAAGAAAGACAGGACCACACCUGAUCCCAAUUCAGCCCUGCAGAGGAGCAUCAGCAGCCUUCAGUUGGAUGGAUCAACAGGAGAUGACGGCAAGACCUCUUGGACACAAGAUGUCCACAACAUGCUGGGCUCUUAUCAAGACACAUCCUUCCACAGAUCUCACAGGGACGUGCAGUCUAAGGUCGUCCGUUCCACCUCCUUGAGACACAAUUUCUCCCCAACUCGUACUUCACAUGCAGCUCCUCCUCCCAUUUCCUCCUCCUCCUCACCCAGCAGCCAUCAGCCUGCUUCCCUUAAACACCAUCCCUCUGGGAAGAGAGGCCCUAAAACCAUGCCCAAGCCAGAGAGUAUUGUUAUCUCACCGCCAAUCACAUCCCCUCACACUCCGAAGGAGCGUCAUGUCGUCGGGCCUGAGACUCGAGGGCCAAGUCCCCCGGCCUUGCCCAGCACCCCGCCAGUUGGCCCCCCUGCUCUGUUGCGAAUCUGCGGACGCAAACGUAUGACUGCAGACCAGAAGAAACGUUCCUACUCUGAACCGGACAACAUAAACGAGGUUGGGAUUACGGAUUCGGAGACAUCUUCUCUCUUCAAGUCAGGAGGAGAGGCGAGUGUGGCAGACCGACGGAAGAUGUUUGAGCUUGGGUUUCCAAACAACGCCAUUUCAAGGCCCGACUUACGCCAGCUUCAGCAAGACGCUCUGGCUCAGUACGUGCAGAGGAAGAAAAGUGCAAAGAAAGAGGAGGCAAGACAGAGGAGUGGGCCAAGGCCUCUCAGCGCUUAUCUACAGUUGGAGAACGCCUACCUUUCAGACACCCUCAGCGUGUCAUCCACGUCCAGCCUGCUGUCUCUCCAGGACGCUGGCCCCACCUCAAGUGAGAGGCAUCACAUGUCAUCUUCCCCUGCAGCUGACAUGAGAAACAUUCAAUCUAACUUCUACUAUCCAGGCAGGGUGACCACCCCGAGGCCUCCAUCACACCCUACACUUAGUGGGGACUCUCCACCUGAGCGCCACACCUCCAUCAGCCACGUCCCUCACAGUUGCAUCCCGGGGGCAGACGGCAAUAGACACAGUCCAUUUUCAAGCAGAGAAUCACCACAACAGAAAGCAGAGCCUCAACAGACGUGGGGAGGGCCCAGGCACCUGAGCAGGGCUUUGCAAAAGGCUCAGUCCAGGCUGGGCUCUGGCAAAUCGGCCUCUGUUGAGGAUCUUUUGGAGCGAUCGGAAGAAAGGCGUCCUCACCACUCGCGCUCCCGCUCAUCGCCCACUGUGGAGAUAAUCAAGCAGGACAUACCACCAAGUGAAGAGAAGAUGUUUGAUGCCUCCAUCACUGGACCUGAGCACUGCGCUAAGACGGAAGACAGACUUCCAGAUGACAAGCUGCUAGGGGGGUUGUCAUCUCCCCCCUCAUCACACAACGGUCCUGCUGGAUCUUUUUCAGAAGCAACCUUCUCCCACACUCCUGUUUCUCUGAGAGACAAACGUCAAAGAAACAUCGAACGUCAGCGAGCCCAUAGCGCCUCCUCUCUUGCAGCCUCAGUUGGCCUGCCUUGCCCCCUCACCUCCCGGGAUAAAGGUGGGCCUGAGUGGCCUGCUAACGAGGGUCUGAGUCAAGCCAACCAGGAUGCCACGUUCCCUGGCACCCCUCAGAGUAGCGUACCAGAGGGUGAUGGUGACAGGAAAGUUGCAGCGGUUAGCCUCGAUGGCCACCUAGACACCUUAGUGAUGGACAAACCUAUGAGGCACAGUUUGAGUGAAGACAUGACGAAGGACACUCAAAGAGAGAGAACAUUUAGUUUAGACCGGAAAGGAGAACUUUCUAAAGAAAACGAAGUCUCAGCAGUGACAUCGUCACCGCAGCUCCAUUUCCAGUUGGAGUUCCCACCGUCCUCUCAUCAGUCCAUCCACCAGCACUUGUCCUCCGGGAGAACGCCAGACGUUGACGGCUCAACUGACCAGCAGCCAACAUCACUGACCUGCCAUGAGGACCAAGAUGAGGUCUUUCUCCAAAAUCCCGCUCCUCCAUCAUCGCCUCCUUCCAUCAAAGAGACUGACAUCACGGAGGACUUCCCUCCUCCCCCUCAUCCCAUCCUUGAGUUGAACAAGAACACGUCUCUGCAGAAUGCCGGAAGCCUUCCCCCAUCCUUCAAACAGCAGUCAUCCACCCUCACAUCCACCGCUUCGUCUAGUUUUUCCAGCCUGGACGUGGACAACUUUGAAGAGAACCUCAACCUUGAGUACGAGCCGCUGCUCAAGAGGGAAAAGACAGCAGAGGAGCUUCGAGUGGAGACAUUGUGGCGGAAGCUGGUAUUGCAGGAUCACUCUCUGUCAUCGAUCUUCCAAGGAAGGGAAGGUAAAUCCACAGUGGAGCUUGUGGAGGGGAUCUUUCGAAACAGCAGACUGGGCGCUAAAGUGCCAUGGCAUGGCAGCAACAUUAAUGACAGGAUGGAAGAUGGUUUCAGCACAGAAAUGGACCCCAGGAUGGAGGUGGAUGAGGAUGGGAAAGACAUCAACAGCAAAAAGGUGGAGCUGUGUGAGGCCCUCAGGUGCAGUGUGGUGGCUCUGCGCCAAGAGAAGGAAGCUCUGUGUGAGGAGCAGAGGCGGCACCAGGCACUCGGGGCAAGCAUCGACUCUCUGGUGCACAAUCUAUGCAAGGUCAACGAGCGGGACAAGUACAGCAUGUUCAUUGGAGAUCUUGAGAAGAUCAUGAACCUGCUGCUGUCGCUGUGUAGCAGGCUGUCGAGGAUUGACAGGUCACUGCUUGCUCUGCAGCGAGACGAGCUCACACAGGAGGACACGUCAGAACAGAGGGAUUCCCUCCAUCAAAAGCGCUCUCAGCUCCUCAGCCAAACGGAGGAUGCUUGGGAACUGAAGGAAAACCUGGACCGGCGGCAGCGCGUUGUUCACGCCAUCUUGUUAGGCUACCUCACUGAACCCCAACUCCAAGACUACCGCCACUUUGUCAGCACCAAACCCUCCCUACUGACCCGCCAGCGGAACCUCGACGACCUCAUACGUCAGCGAGAGGAGCAGCUGACUAGGCUGGCAGAGACCCUCCCGCCCGAGCUGGCGUCGGCUCGGGAUCGGUCGGGAGGAUCUUCGCACACAUCCCCUAAGCCCACCCCCUGCUCCUCGCCCUUCCCACAGCUGACUUCUGGCCCCUCCCACUCAGUCAGGCCCACCACUGUAACAUCACUGUGAUGUCAUGAAAGUGUAGGACAUAAGAAGAGUGGAUCUAUGCACAUGUCACACGAUAACGUGCCUCGUUCUAGUUACACCCGACUGAAUGUUUCACCUCCUUUUGUUUCUGAUGAAAGUCACCAGCAAAAGUGCAAGCAAUGGCUAGUUUCAGUUUUGAUUUCGGUUAUGUCCACUGUACAUGAAAAAUAAGUUGGGGUCUAAGGGUCAGCUCUUUAUUUUACCGGAAUAUUUCACAGGUUUGUUUGCAGUACCUAAAUGAUAUGAACCUAAUUUUAAGUUAAAUUGACUAUUUCUUUCAAUUCCUUUCGACUUUCCUGAGACGGACGCUCGCUGGCAAAGGCUGAGGAGAAAUGAAUGUUGAAUAAAAUGGACUCUAAUCCUCAUGCAGGCAUGUUAGGAGCCAGAAUUCACAGUAAAAUGCUGUAUUUACAUGUUUUACACAUCAGCUAAUGGUCCUGUCAGACAGAAUUUGCCAUGCAAGGAAACUUCCAUUGUGCUAAAAUGAAUGGGCAGGUUUGCUGGUGGCCAAAGACAUAAUAAUAAUGAAAAAACCCACUAAAAUUUGAUUCCACUUAUUUUUUAUAUGGAAACAUUUGAUGUCAAAGAUGAGGAGUCCAAAGAUUCUGAUGGGAUGUUCGACGUUCAACUUUGUUUAGUUUUGUAUUCCAUGUUUUAAAUUGCCCCCAAGUGAUUCAUUUUAAUAUAGAACACAAAAUAAGCCAGCCUUCACAUUUGGAAAUAAUUUAUUUCAUUGAUUUUAAACCAAACAAUAGAUUACCAGAGAAUUGCGUAUUAAUGUCAUAAUGAAUUAAACUGGACAUAACAUUAUUGUAUUGUGCUCUAGUUACUUAUUUGGUGUGUUUUCCUUGUCUUAAAAAACCUGUAAAGGUUUGACUUCAUAUAAUAAAACGUUUUUCUUAAUCUAGACUGUUAAAAGGUUGAAAGCAACAGAUGGAAACAUUGAGCCUCCAGAAAACAUGUUUUAUUAGAGUAUUACUGCACUUAUUCACUGAAUACAAAGUCAGGCCAACCUCAUGUUGUUGGAGGUUCUUUGUUGUUCUGAAAUGUCUCUUAUUUCUUGUCCUCCACCUGUAAAUUUGACUUGUCUUUUUAUUCUCCAAAUAUCACACACAACAAGCCUAUCACGCUCACUUUUUCAUGUAGUCCUGCUAGACACAAAAGAUGAACUCGUACGUGCAUUGGUGGUUGACUUGCGUGAUUUGUACGAGUUGAUAUAGUGAAAAAUGUCUCGUUUUGUUUUGUUGGGGCUUUUUUUGCUAAAUAAAACUAUUUUGUAAGUUC